Molecule: messenger RNA, 414 nt
Organism: Botrytis fragariae
Lineage: Eukaryota; Fungi; Ascomycota; Leotiomycetes; Helotiales; Sclerotiniaceae
Exons: 1
Coding region: 1-414 (137 amino acids)
Source: RefSeq, a predicted model, not a curated record
AUGACUCAGGAAAUGCUGAGGCUAAUUCAUGGUACUGGUGGUGAGAGCGACGAUGGAGACGUGUACAAGGAGGCGCUCGAUGGUUCGAAUAGACAGACAGGUACAAACAGAAGAGAAUUGUCUGAUGGAAAGCGCUCCAUGAAUAUGGACUCAUCAGAUGGUAAACCUGCUGAGACCGCGGGGCUCGAUGAGGUCAGAUUGCAGACUGGAUUCCAAAAGGAAGAGCCGUCUUGCAUCAAGGAUGACGAUCGAGACAUGGAGGACUUCAAUAAUAAGACUCACAGUGAAAGUCCAAGCAAGGAGGCCUGUUUCGAAAAUAAUCCGACGCUUGGGCAUAGCAGACGAACCAAAUUCCAGAAUCACACUAAACAAAGACGCAUCGGGGGCAGAGUUUCAGAAAACCAACCUGAUUAG